GGUGGGUCACUUUGCUCUGGUAUGUUUCCCAUAGUGGAGUGCAGUGACAACCUCUUCACCCAGAGGACUGGCGUGAUCACCAGCCCUGACUUCCCCAACCCUUACCCUAAGAGCUCCGAAUGCUUCUAUGCGAUCAGACUGGAGGAAGGUUUCAUGAUCAACUUGCAGUUUGAAGACAUUUUCGACAUUGAGGACCAUCCAGAGGUGCCUUGCCCCUAUGACUAUAUCAAGCAUAACAUCAUCAUGAAGUAACACCUGGAGUGAAGG
This is a messenger RNA of Myotis brandtii (Brandt's bat), 267 nucleotides long. RefSeq names its product mannan-binding lectin serine protease 1-like. The transcript is spliced from 2 exons. Gene Ontology annotation, molecular function: serine-type endopeptidase activity. Gene Ontology annotation, biological process: zymogen activation. NCBI's taxonomy places the organism in Eukaryota, Metazoa, Chordata, Mammalia, Chiroptera, Vespertilionidae. The coding region runs from base 22 to 252 and encodes 76 amino acids. Gene Ontology annotation, cellular component: blood microparticle. The record is from RefSeq and is a predicted model, not a curated record.